AUGGAUACCUUUCGUGCCGGGCUUGAGGGCAAACGCCUACCUUCUUCUAAACUACGACUUCCAACCACCAACUUCCGAUCUAAGAGAAAACGACCCGUCAUAUCAGGACCCAUUGGGCCCGUCAAGAACUCUCGAGGACCAGACUUUGUUCGAAGCGACACACUCAUCAUUGUUCCCACGAUCAAAGACUGUUGUUCAGACGAUUCAUCGUCCGACAAAGAAAAUGCACAAGCUAAAAAGACCACUCGACGCAUCUCUGCAAGCUUCUCGACUCACGGUUCACUUGCUAGCCCUCCUACUGUUGCCAAAUCUGGUCUCACUGCUACUACAUCUCAUCAAUCGCUCUUGACUGCUACUCCUGUCAAGCCUCUCCCGACUACCGCAUCUUUCACCAACUUUUCUAGGAAGACACUAGCCAAUAGCUCUAGCUUUGGUGUAUAUUCAUCCGUCGACACUUCGAUUCAGGACGAGAACGUCCCUCCCCUUGAUCACAAAGAAGCAGCUCCCCCCUCUCAAGGCAUGAAUAAGAGUCAACUCCCGAAGUCUCGCACGUUGACUGUUCUGAGCGAGAUCAAGUCUUCUAUUUCUCGACCUUUGAGCUCAAAACCGUCAACUCCUCAACCUCCAAUCGUUGCUGAUCAAUCUCGCAAGACGUCUGCAUCUUCAACGAGUAGUCUUCUCUCAGCUGGCACUUCGAAAUUUCGUCUCGCACGAUCUUCUUUAACUUCCAUGUCAGCCUCUCGAUGCAGCAGUACAAGCACCAUGGAGACACCAUCGGAUCCUCGUCAGAUCACCAAGUCUCAACCUUCAGCAUAUUGGUCUGGUCGCUUCAUGUCUCUGCAUGAUCGCUUUCUCUCCGAGGAUUACGACAAUGAAGAUGCCUUUUCGCCAGGCUUGUCUUUUGGAAGCAGUCUUCAACCUUACUCUAUGAGACCCGACUGCUUUGCUGCCAAUUCUCGCCCGACACAUCUUUCUUACUCUACCACGACGUCAGCUCUCACAAGCCUGGCAGACACGAAGCCACGCAAACCACCGAACAAUAAAGAUGCUCGAUGUUUGCGCAUCUUUCAACAUCUCGAAACCCUUUGUGUCACCAGGGAAGCUCGUCGGUCAUUGUAUGCUUGGCAGCAGACAUACGCCCGCCGCAUGAACAAACCGAAUCUUCUCCCCCAAGGAAGAAGUAUAGAAAACACCAGCUUGAUGGGACGAAUCUUCAGUGGAGGCACCAGCACAAGCUCCAGUGUACGACGAAGUUUACCAGUCAUGCAAGAGCCAUCAGGUCUACCAGUCUCCAAGAAGAGAAACCCAACCCUUGCUGCUCGAGAACGCGGAAAACGACUCUCCUUCAACUAG
Messenger RNA from Fusarium coffeatum, 1353 nucleotides. RefSeq lists its product as uncharacterized. The record is from RefSeq and is a predicted model, not a curated record. Lineage: Eukaryota; Fungi; Ascomycota; Sordariomycetes; Hypocreales; Nectriaceae. Bases 1 to 1353 code for a protein of 450 amino acids. The transcript has a single exon.